CACAUUAUAUCCCCUCUCGCUCUAUUUCUUACACGCCUAUCUUUAAGUUUCUGUAUCCCCAUCUCUUGUUAAAAAAGUGCCACCACUAACACCUGCCUCGUUGGGUCUGUCUCUCUUGAAACCACCAUUUAGACUGUUCAUUUUAUAGCAACACAUUGAUCCAGUCAUUAAUAAAUCAAUGUAUGGAUCACCUCCAAUUGAAAGGAAAUAAACUGGAUCUCCACCGCAGCAGUUUUACCUCGGAUUGAGCAAAGAUUUCUUCAACUUUUCUGAGAACUAUUUGAAGAGGCAUGACUAAUUACGAUCCAGAAAUGAAAGACCAAACCACAUCCUCCUUUGUCGUCUUGACUGUCUUCUUCAUCCUGGUCACCCUCGUUGCCCUCCUGGUUGUCCUGUACAUGUGGCUAAACCGCCAGACUAAUGGCCAGUACACAGUCCACCAACUGGUCCUUGGGAAGGGUGGGGCCAGGGACCGGGUGAGGGGCGGGGUCCAAGUCCUGGAGGUGUGGUUCAGGCGUCGCCUUUGGCCUCUCAGUGAGGAUGAGGAGACUGUAGGAGGGGAGGAACAGAGAGACAAAGAGGAGGAUGUAGAGAGAGUGAGUGAGGGAGGGGAAAGCAAGGGGGAGGGGAAGAAGGAGGAGGGGGAUGAGAGGGAGGGCCGAGUGGACGACUCUUCGGAUGACUACUCCAGUUCGGAGGGCUGUGGCCUGACGGAGAGUGUGAAGGUCAUGGACGAGAAGAAGGAGAGGAGAGAGUGUGAGGGGAAGCGAGAGGAGAAUAUGGAAGAAAAGGGGGAUAGCAAAGGUGAUGAGGGAGCAGUGGGAGGAGAAGAAAGUGGACGGGGAGGUUUGCUGAUACACCUGCAUCAGUCCUCUGGUAGUGCUAUCUGGUCUGAAGAUUAUGAGGGAGGCAAAGACAACAAUCAUGUGACUGCAUUGUGAGGAAAGGAUCAGAAAGGAGAAAGAGUUCCAUUAAUACAUUUUUGUACAGAAAUAGCGCUUGACAGAACAUUGGCUACUUGUCAUCAUCACCAUCAUCAUCAUUGUCAUAAUUGUAAACCUUUUACAAACCAGUGUUAUAACAAUCAAGGCAGAAAACAACAGAGUACUAAAUCAAUCCAAUCAUCAAAGUGACUGACAAGAGCAACAAUUGCAGCUUGAAUACAUGAAGCAGUAUUAAUGUAUUUUAGAUAUAAAAUAUAAUUUUUAAACGGUUUCAAAGUUUCAUGGGUUUCAAAGUUUUGGGGUUUGCACUGUUGCUAUGAGAUGAUUUGUAUUGUAAAUAUUUGUGUUCUGUAUAUUUUAUGAAUUUAAUUGCUAUUUAGAUCCUUCUUCCUGGAGAUCUACUGUCCGGUAGGUGUUCAGUCUAAUCCUAAUUUAGCAUAUCUGAUUCAGCUAGUUAAGUUAUUGUUGAGCAGCUAAUUAGUAGAAUCAUGUCUGUUAAAUUAGGGUUGGACUGAAAACACACAGGACGGUAGAUCUCCAGGAAGAGGGUUGUGCAGCCCUGGUCUAUGGCUUGACUUUGUGCUAUACUGUUUCAUGUCUUAUGUACAUGAUGUUUAUUUCCAGAGUGACAAUUUUAUACUUUUUAUUAUCUGUUACAACUUAAAGGCCCAGUGCAGUCAAAAUUAUGUUUUGUAUCAUGUUGUACAGCAACUCAUGGAACAAACACUGUAAAAAUGUGGAAAGAUUUGAUCAGUGUUAUUCCUGAUAGUUGCUGGUGGAAAAUACAAUCUACACAGGGCCUUUACAUUUUUAUUUUUGAUGAGAGACUGUUACAGAGGAGUGUAAAUGUUUUUUUUAAGGCUGGAACAUGUUGAAUCGUAUUGUUGUAUGUUAUAAUUCUGUAAUGUAUUGAUUGUUGUUGCCUUUUUGGCCAGGUCUCCAUUGAAAAAGAGGGUCUUAAUGUGCUUUUCCUGGUUAAAUGAAGGUUAAGAACAUUUUUUAAAUCAGCAGGUUUGCAUGGCAUUCCCCUCCCACUCAGACCACUUCCUAACAGUCCUAGCAAAAUUCUUGCCUGAGAAUUUUUUGUUGUUGCAAAAAGGCUAUUUUUGUCUAUUUUAAUGAAAAACUAUUAUAGUAAGGUUCUUAAUUGUUACCCAGAAGUAAUUUGAUAUUGAUAUAAAAACGGUUGCAUGAGGCUUUUAAGUGUUUGCGCUGAUGUGAUUAUAUUGUCUGUUUCCUUUUCUUAAAACUGCAUUGUUGGUUAAGGGCUUGUAAGCAAGCAAUUCACUGUUGUAUUCGGCGCAUGUGAUAAAUAAUAUUUGAUUCGAUUUAAUUUGAUUGAUAGUUUUUGUUGAAAUAAAAAAAUAUUUUCCAAAUGAC
Molecule: messenger RNA, 2324 nt
Organism: Oncorhynchus keta (chum salmon)
Lineage: Eukaryota; Metazoa; Chordata; Actinopteri; Salmoniformes; Salmonidae
Exons: 3
Coding region: 291-941 (216 amino acids)
Source: RefSeq, a predicted model, not a curated record